AUGUCACAAAUUCCCUUCGAAGAUUUUACUAAAUCGUUUCAAAAAUCAUUUGAACACGAAUCUUGUAUUGUAGUUGAGUUAAAAAGUUCAAAUUUACAUUUACAAAAUGGUGGUUUAUCGUCUUCAUCAUCACAAAAUAUAACGAAUGAUUUUCAUCAUAAUCAAAUUGUUUGUCAACCACAUUUUACGGAUACAUCGUAUGAAAUUGCAUUCUAUGAUAAUGGUAAUGCCUAUUAUGAAAAACUAACGGAACAAGAUAUAUUAAAACGUUUAAAAGUAUUAAAUCCAAAAAUUGAAUUUAAAAAUAUUAAAUCAGCUCUCGAUCGAAUACAUACAAUGUUAAGUGAAUCAACACAACAACGAGAUAAAAAUGAAAUACAUCUGUAUUUAUCAACAGCACUCGUACCAAAUUUAUUAGUCGAAUUAAAAGGAUAUAUUAAAGAUAAUUAUUCAUUUAUGUACGAAUUUAAUUGUGAGUUUUAUGAACAAAAUUAUGUCAAACAAAUUAUUCUGGCAUUGGGUGAACGAGAAAAACGUGAAUUAGAAUUAAUUCGUAUAAUACAAGCUAAAGAUAAGGAGUUAGAGGAUUAUCGAUCACAAGGCACUUGUCAAUUGCAACGUUCAUGGUUACAAACCCAAUCAUUUAACAAAGAACAAUUUAAUCGUGCAACACGUUUAAAUCGUGAAAGUGAAUCAGUUGUAAGAAAUCCUCUUGAAUAUGCGUUCAAUAAAGAUGGACAAGAUUUAGUUGAAUGUUGUCUAUUACGAAGUGAAUAUUUGAAAGGAAAUAAUGAUUAUCUUGUUCAAAGUGGACAACAAAAGUCAGGACAGCAAAUAUCACCUUUAAAGAAAACACCACAAAAACGAACACAACCACAAGUUAAAGAAGAUUUAGAAGAUUUAAUUGAAGAAGAACGUCGACGAAAGGAAUUGGAAAAACAAUUGGAACAUCAAAAACAGUUGGAUGCGGAAGCGGCUAAGAAAAAAAAGAAAAAGUUGUUUUAA
Messenger RNA from Didymodactylos carnosus, 1005 nucleotides. The record is from the annotation of a GenBank genome assembly. Lineage: Eukaryota; Metazoa; Rotifera; Eurotatoria; Philodinida; Philodinidae.